AUCGCUGCAAUUAUGGAUGACAUGGAUGAAGUACUUAGCAAUUACCUUGUUGACACCUUGAUCCAAACUGAAAAGAAAACUCUAAAGAGAAAAAGCGAAAGCUGGCAGAAGUUGACGCCGUCUCUCACGAAAAAGGUGCUGAAAGAUCCUGUUGAACAGUUCAGAAAAGAUUAUGCAAAUGCAGAACCGUAUGAAAGCGAUAUGACGCUUUAUAUGCUUGCGACUGGAAAGAUAAUGUCCAUGACUCUGAAAGAGAUCGAAAAAGAGGAAGGAGAAGUAAUCAGCAGCAGCGAUGACGAUAAGAAAGCUGCAAAGGCUAAAAAAGAAGAGAAGAGACGUCUCCAAUAUCCAAUUGAAAUUAAACCUCCCCAAGAUUUCGUGAAGAGGCCUAAGAAGAGGUCUCUCAAAGACCUUCAUUUCGAAGAGAAGAAAGCGCUGAAAUGUUCUGAGAAAACGAAAUGUGUCAAAAACUCUGAGGAGAAACAACUUGCUAGAGAUAACCAAAACAGGAAACCUCGCAAAAACGCUGAGGAUAAAGGAUCUAAAAAGCAACGUGAGGAAAAGAGUUCUCCUAAACACCCUGAAGGAAGGAAAUAUUCUAAACCUGUUCAGGAGAAACAAAGUCGAAGACCUCGCUCCGCUCCGCAGAAAGACGAACGUAUCAUAACUUCUAGGGGUGCCAUAUACUCAGCUUAUCGGUCAUACUUUGAUUCUAACUCACCUAGUGCUUUCGGUGUUCGAACAGUUGAAGAAGCAGUUGAAUCUCUUAACGCAAAUGUCAACGCGCUUGAAGCACUUCGUUUCAUUCAACUUGCGAAGCCAGAUGAUUCUUUCGUUUGCUCUUUGAGCCCAACAGCUCUUGGUGUUCUCGCACUUCGUGGCUCAGAUCUUUGUCAACAUGUCCCUGUUACAAAAUACACUUUUGAUGAGGAUGAUGUGGCUUUUCCUACGCUUCUAGCUAAGCUUUUGCGCAAAAGUGACUUCAACAUAAUUGUCCUAUUGAUUACUUUUAUUAAGUUUGAUCUUGGUGCAACUUGGGAAAAUGGCAUAGCUUGGCUGAAUAGGGUAGCGUGCCCCGAAGAAGAUCUUGCAUGUUCUGAAGGAUGGUUUAUGUACCGACCCAGCCAGAUCUUCCGACUAUCGCAAUUGAUUCGUCUCCUGUUUCUUAGGACAGAGAUCGCGUUUGAUCCAGCGGAAAUUGGUGUUGAAGUGGUGCCAUUUUUAUACUUAUUAUAUACACGAUUUCGCGACACCAACAAGGAAAUAUCAAUUCUUGCUUUGAAAACGCUUUCAAACGUUGCUCUUAAUGGUUCAGCAUAUGCUGUCUCAAUAUUCACAUCAGAAUGGUUACCUCUGUUGGCCUCUAUGGUUGUUCAUGGGAAAACACUUCAAGAAAGAUUGAUUUCUCAUAAGAUUUGCCAAAAUGCAUUGAGCUCUCUGGGUGCCAUUGACUACCAGUUGAGGUCUGAUAUCUACGAACUAUUUCUUCCGGAGAAGGAGCCUGUGGUUGAUGUCGUCAUGAUUCAUGGUUUGCGGGGUGGUGUUGCUUACACAUGGCGACAAAAGGACCACUCUAGUAAUAUUGUCUCAAAUUGCUGGCCAAAGGCUUGUCAUUAA
Messenger RNA from Strongylus vulgaris, 1617 nucleotides. The record is from the annotation of a GenBank genome assembly. Lineage: Eukaryota; Metazoa; Nematoda; Chromadorea; Rhabditida; Strongylidae.